AUGUUACUGAGCGGAGCUCCUCCUGCGGGCUCCGGCCCCGGGCCGCGGGCGCAGGGGAGCGCUGGGGGCGGCCCAGGGGGGUCUCGUCGAGGAACUGGGGGUGCAGGGCCUGGCCCUGGAGGGGGCGGCAGCGGUGGAGUGGCCAAGUGGCUCCGGGAGCACCUGGGCUUCCGCGGGGGGAGCGGCGGCGGAGGUGGGGGUAAGCCGGCGCCCCCAGAGCCCGACUACCGACCCUCCGCACCAUCCUCGGCGGCGCCCCCCGCGCCGCCCCCGGACAUCCUCGCAGCUUACCGGCUGCAGAGGGAGCGCGACUUCGAAGACCCCUACUCUGGGGGGCCGUCUGCCUCCGCUGCCCUAGCCACCCCUUCGGUCCCCGGCCCCACGCCGCCCCCACGGCAUGGCUCGCCCCCACACCGCCUUAUUCGAGUUGAGACCCCAGGCCCCCCGGCACCCCCUCCGGAGGAGCGGAUCCCAGGACCCCCAGCCAGCAGCGACAGGUUGGCUAUUUUAGAAGACUACGCGGACCCAUUUGAUGUUCAAGAAACUGGCGAAGGCCCAUCCGGAGCUUCUGCAGCCCCAGAGAAGGUGCCUGAAAAUGAUGGCUACAUGGAGCCCUAUGAAGCCCAAAAGAUGAUGGCUGAGAUCCGGGGCUCCAAGGACACAGCUGCUCAGCCCUUGCCUCUGUAUGACACACCCUAUGAGCCAGAGGAUGAAGGGACCACUCCAGAGGGGGAGGGGGCCCUCUGGCCCUGGGAGUCUCGCCUGCCUGAGGAUGAUGAGAGGCCCCCUGAGGAGUAUGAUCAGCCCUGGGAGUGGAAGAAGGAGCGAAUUUCCAAAGCCUUUGCAGUUGACAUUAAGGUCAUCAAAGACCUACCUUGGCCUCCGCCUGUGGGACAGCUGGACAGCAGCCCCUCCCUGCCUGAUGGGGACAGGGACAUCUCCGGUCCAACCUCACCCCUCCCUGAACCCAGCCUGGAGGACAGCAGCGCCCAGUUUGAAGGAUCUGAGAAGAGCUGCCUGUCACCUGGCCGGGAGGAGAAGGGGCGGCUACCUCCCCGACUCUCUGCAGGGAACCCCAAGUCAGCCAAGCCCCUAAGCCUGGAGCCCAGCAGCCCCCUGGGGGAGUGGACAGACCCAGCACUGCCUUUGGAAAACCAGGUCUGGUACCACGGGGCCAUCAGUCGAACAGAUGCCGAGAACCUGCUCCGGCUGUGCAAAGAGGCCAGCUACCUGGUGCGGAACAGUGAGACCAGCAAGAAUGACUUUUCCCUCUCUCUCAAGAGCAGUCAAGGCUUCAUGCACAUGAAGCUGUCCAGGACCAAGGAACACAAGUAUGUGCUGGGUCAGAACAGCCCGCCCUUCAGCAGCGUCCCUGAAAUCGUGCAUCACUACGCCAGCCGCAAGCUGCCCAUUAAGGGGGCCGAGCACAUGUCCCUGCUCUACCCCGUGGCCAUUCGGACUCUGUAGAUGUGAGGCCCCAGCGCUGCGGGUCUGGACCCAGCCCUGUGCCCAUUCCCUGGCUGAAAGCUGUGGCCCUUCCCGGGACGUGAUUUCCCGAACCUUUCUUCCCCUCUCCCUGGUACUGAAUGGGAGCUGGAGAUUCCUUAAUUUAUUGUAAAGGGGAAGGGCUAACAGAGCCUUGGUGUAAAGGGUAGUCUGGAGCUGAGGAUAAAGAAUCCCUGGGGAAAGGCUAGCCCAGGAAGAAAGGGGCUUCAGAACCCUUGGUCUCCCAAGGAGUUUAAGAUCUGCAGCUCCGGCCCCUUUCUGCCCCUAGGGCGGAGGUGGCGAUGCCUCCACCUUCCCCCUGGGUCUACGCGGGUGGAGCUGGACGCGGCUCGCGGGACGCCUUGACCAUCUCGCCGCCUCUACCACAAACCGCCAGCGGACUCGGCCCAAACUCUGUUGCGGGGCUUGGGAGAGGCACUGAGGGUGGGGAGAGGGGAAGGACCGGAGGAAACUUGUGCAGUCUUCGGCCACCCCGGCUCCCGGCCAGAGGCAAUAAAUAAACCCAGUCCUGCCA
Molecule: messenger RNA, 2020 nt
Organism: Condylura cristata (star-nosed mole)
Lineage: Eukaryota; Metazoa; Chordata; Mammalia; Eulipotyphla; Talpidae
Gene: SHF
Product: Src homology 2 domain containing F
Exons: 7
Coding region: 1-1467 (488 amino acids)
Molecular function (GO): phosphotyrosine residue binding
Source: RefSeq, a predicted model, not a curated record